AUUUCAUGUACGCUUCUGAUUGAAAACAAGAUCAAUGGUACUGAUAUUAUCACUUUAUACUAACUAGAAAUUUUGUCAGUAUUGACAUUUUUUGGCUGUAUAGUGUUUGACAUCUUGAAAAGGAAAACAUAAAGAGUAAAUAUAGUCAAAAUGAAUAGCGGUAAGAAUCCCCAACGAACAUCAAUACCAACCAGUGCAGGCCAAUCAGCCAGAUCAAUACCCAUAUCACAAAUGGGACGUCUUCCCAGAUCUCGAUCACGUACAGCAAUCAGAAGAUCUACCAGAUCUGUAAGUGUCCCUGUAGCAGACGCCCAUAAUCUGGAGCACUACAUUUUUAUUCCCCCUGAUGGUGGUUAUGGCUGGGUCAUUGUAACAGUGGCAUUUGUAGCCAAUUUUUUAAUAGAUGGCGUUACCUAUACGUUCGGUAUUUUUCUGAGCGAACUCAGUGCCGAAUUUAAAGUACACCCGACCCAAGUAGCUUUAAUUACUUCCUAUAUGGGUGGAUUUUAUUAUUUAACAGGACCUAUAGCCUGUGCUUUAUGCAACAGAUUUGGAUUCAGAUUCGUUGGUCUCAUGGGAGGAAUAACAUCAGCAGGAUUAUUUACUGUUGCCAGUUUUUCGCACGAUUUUUUUGUUUUCACCAUUCUAAUGGGCGUUUGUACUGGAAUGGCAUUUAAUUUUAUUUACACGCCAGCUUUACUGGUCGUUGGAUUUUAUUUCGAAAGCUAUCGCGCGUUGGCUACGUCCAUUUCUGUAACUGGCACUUCUUUUGGUAUCAUGGUUUUCCCUAUCAUUUUUGAAAAUAGUAAUUUGUUGGGUCAGUUUGAUUGGAGAUGGAAAUUUAGAAUUAUUUCUGGAUCGUUUUUGGUCCUUUCUUUUCUGGUCCUGGCUUUCCGACCGAUACCGCCGACAAAAUUACUGGAGCAAACGCCUUUCAAGUUAGAAAGAGAUUCGUCUGGAUCGCUCCAAAUGGAGCAGAACGAGUCUAGAGUGACUGCGACUAGUACAGGGGUAGUUAAGAGGAUUUUCGAUCAGUACCAUAACGCCGUGUUUCCGACAGUGGCGGAGUACGCUGCUACUUUAGAACAGCAGCACCCUAGGACUAAGCUGGACGAGCCGUUCACUUUUUUGGCAAUUUUACCCGAAUUGAGUGGUUCAGGCAGUAUUUACAGAGGAUCGGCAGACAGCUCCAUCUAUUUGGAUCAACUUUCAUUAAUGUCGUCUUAUCAAACUCAGGGAUUUUGGAAGAACUUAUUCGCAUGUUGUAAAGGCGGGUUUCUAGGAGAAAAACUAGGUUGCAAAGUCACUCCUCCGUAUGCAUCCACUAGGUGUUGUACAAGCAAGUGCUGCCAUUCAAAGUGUUGUGCCCAAUGUCGGAAUUUUUGUUGGACCGCGCCCGAAAUGAAUAGACCCAUGUACCGUGACGACAUUUUAUUUCAAGGAUCUUUGGCUACAAUGCCAGAAUACACGUUCGCUAGAUCAAGGAUAACUAUCCCUGUGGAUGUUCCGGAUCCGUUUUCAAGAAUAUCAAGGAAUAUAAGCUACCAUAUGUCAGUUUCGAGGGUAAUUUCUCACCGAGACGUUGCACAACAAAAAAAAUGCGUUUGCUGUCCGGAAUCAGUAAUAAGAGUACUAAUCACCAUGAUCGACAUUAGGCUGUUCAAAUCUAUAGCUUUUUGUUUGCUAACUAUGAGCGGCUUCCUAACCAUGAUGGGUCUCUACGUACCGUUCCUCUUGAUAGUAGAAAGAGCACAUGAAUUACAUUUUAAAGAACCCUGGCCCACUCAGCUUUUAACGGUAAUGGGCGUUGCCAAUAUGCUAGGCAGGAUUUUUUGCGGCGCAACGUCUGUUAAUCCCGACAUUAAUCCAAUGGUGGUUACAUAUAUAACGUUAACCUUAGGCGGUAUAACAGUUCUGAUGUCGACCUUUUCACGCACGUUAAUGUCACAUGUUAUCAUGGUAAUAACGUUUGGAACAUGUGUAGCCAGUUUUAGUACACUACGUACAGUUCUGUUGGUAAACAUCGUUGGAUUGGAUAAUUUGACCAAUGGUUUCGGGAUCACUAUUCUUUUCUAUGGGUUAGCUCUACUCGUAGGGAUACCUCUGUCCGUGUUUCUACAAACGACUUACGGCACAUAUAAAUAUUGUUUUAUGCUGGCUGGCAUAUCUAUAACUCUUAGUGGACUAAUAUUGAUGCCUGUGGAUAGGAUUAAUAGAUACGAACGAAAUAAAAGAAGACCUAAAGUUUGGUUCGACAUGUAGUUAAGAAAAAAUGCAUUAGACACGAUAUCUUGCUAUCUUCAAACUCUAGAAUGAAAAUAAAUUAAUUCGUAAAAACCGUC
Molecule: messenger RNA, 2342 nt
Organism: Psylliodes chrysocephalus
Lineage: Eukaryota; Metazoa; Arthropoda; Insecta; Coleoptera; Chrysomelidae
Source: the annotation of a GenBank genome assembly